Molecule: messenger RNA, 4500 nt
Organism: Trichobilharzia regenti
Lineage: Eukaryota; Metazoa; Platyhelminthes; Trematoda; Strigeidida; Schistosomatidae
Source: the annotation of a GenBank genome assembly
AAGAUCAAGAACCUAUACCUCACAAUCAAGAGGCGAGCACAAAGAAAUCAAAUUGGUUUAUACUAGCUCGUAAAAACGAUAUUGGAUAUUGGAUGAAGAUAUUAGAUAUUGAAUGCAUUCCGUUCUGCUCAAGGCCGACCUUCCAACUGUUCCCGUUAUUCUUUUUAAGGUAAAUAUGUGAGUAGUUAUCGGUUCAGAUUGUUCCGCAACUUUCCACUUACUUUUCAAGUGAACUAGGUUUUUAACUUUUAUUUGAAAACAGUGAAACCACUGUUCAGGUUCUUAGGGCAAUUUUGAUACAUUCCGUUCGUAUGUUUCCUACAGUUGCGUUCAGUAAUAGUAUAGAUACUUUUAUCACUCUAGUGCAUAAAAAUGAAAGUUUCAUUAAGAUACUUUGGGCAUUAUAUAUGCUCACAGCCAUGCUGUGCCUGAACAACUGAUUGCAAUACUGGACAGUCUUUCUUUCUCUAAUUAUAAUUAGGGAAGAUACGGAGUCCCACGCUCACUAUAAUGUUGAAUUAAACCUCAAUAAUUCUGAACUAACUCUAACAUUCUCUAGUGAGUAAAUUCUGAAUCUGUUCUGAAAUGGUUUGUUUAAGCCCGCAGAUGUAUGUAUUUGUUUACUUAACAGCGUCGUUUUAGCCCUCACAGGCCACAUUUAGCACUGACUAGCAUAAUUUUAGGAAAAAAGACAAUUCAGCACGUAGUGGCAAUAUUUUAAGCUUUUUUCAGCCCUGAAUGCAUUAUUUCAGCUGCAAAUCCUAUUAUUAAGGUUUCAUGGCAUUAAUUAAACGUCAUGUGCUCUUUUUAAGAUUUAUUGGCGUUAUUUAAGUUCGUAGUGGAUUCAUUUCAAGUAGAUGAAUUAUUCAUUACCACAAAAAAGCUUUUUCGACGCUUAGGUUAGAAUUAUUGUGAGCUUUGGGUGUGCUGAAGUAAUGCAGUCGAUGGUGAAAAGCAGCGGUUUGCUCCAAAUUAGUGCAGGUGAAGAAGCGCUUGAUGCACAAAUUACAGAGAUUAUAAUAGUAGGUUUUUGAUUUGUGCUGGAAGUGCGGGAAAAUUUCUUCGCAUAAUUGAGUGUCAGCCAGUGCUGAAACAAUGCGUGAUGCGGAAAAACAGCAUUGUAUGAGGAAUCAUGUCAUUUAGGUAUUCUUACAGCACUCACCGUGUAAAAAGACGGUAUUUCAGUGUUAACUACCAUUAUCUCUGCAUUAUUUUAAUUUUAAGUUGUCACAGAAAUACUCAAACGCGUGGGGGCCGAAAAAUAUCAAACUAAACUUUCAUUGUAAAAUAGUAAAAAUAAUGAAUUCACUCCACAUUGUGACUUGAGAUACUGACGACACAACUUCCCUCUCCACCUUCUUGCUUUCCACAUUUGCCAAUCAUCUGUGGCUCGUAUCUGAUCUGUACGUCCACAUUCAGAUCCUUUAUUUCAAUCUCCUUUUCUCUCCUCUAGUACCCUUAGGCUGUUGUCUUACUCAUAAGUGGAGUGAGCAACUGCAUUAAAAAAAGGGACUGCUUCAUAAUUGCAAUUCUGUACGUCUGUAUUUGCGUAUUUUGGGACAAACCUAACUCACAUGUCUGUAUUUUAUGUGUAUAUCAAUUUGUGUGGACUGAAUUCCUUUCUACAUACAUACAUGUAUGUAUUUGUUUGGUCCUUUUUUUCGCAUGUAAAUGAACUUAGCCGUUUAGUCCAUAAGAAACAUUCUUACAAAAGUGUUUUGUAAAGAGGAGUCUCGCAAGACAUUGAUUUAUCUACACAAGUAUAGGUGCGCAGGUGGAUUAGAUCAAUAAUUUCUCUUAAAUUCUCCUACAGCAUUGAACUGUAGAACAUGGUAGAGACUUGUAAGUUCACAUAUAAUUAUUUCAAAAGAUAUGGCAAAUUUGUAUUUUCCAGUGAAAAAGUGACGGUGAUGCUCUUAUUUACUUAUCCUAAUAGGCGCAUUAGUAAUGCCAAACCAAAAUUUACUUAGUCAUGCCAUAUAUAGGGUAACAUGAUAACAGUUGUUGGGGAAGUAACUGUGAAGUCCCAUUAAAUGUCUCUUUUUUAUUCCACUGAGCAAUAUAAACUUUUGCCCCCAUAUGUUUCUCAAAAAUGUGAAAUGCUUACACAGUAUGUGAAACAAUGAGUGGAGAUUAUGAUUUCCUUAAAGUGGAAAUGUUUUAAAUAGAUUAAGUAGAUGGACCUUUUGAUUAAUUAUUAUACCUAUCAUUUUAUUAUUUGUUCCGAGUGGAACAUGGGGCUUCAGAGUCAAGCGUCCAUUGCUGUUUGUUUGAGGUUUAUUUGACUUUUUUUCGAGGUAACUGGAGAAAGUAAUAAAGUGCCAGGAAUGCCAGGUUAAAAGUGUGAUACCGAUUAUCUUAAUCAAGCGAUUUGCAUUCAGGUAAUCAUAAGGUGAGAUGGUCUUACUGUUAUCCAAAAUACAAAGCUUCACCAGUCCAUGAAGCAACAAAGGUCAAGGAAGAAUCUCUAAAAAGUGGGAAUAUGACGAAACUCACAGAAACAUGCUACAGGACGGCAUCUAAAAUUACAAAAACGUGCGUGCAUUCCCUCUACCCUAACUACUUUUUAGCCAUAUUUUCGGUUUGGUUUUACAGUCGACAAUUUAAGGUCGAACACUCUUAUAGAAUUCAAACCAACAAUAAGUUCUUGAAAUGAUUUAAUAUACACGGUAUUCGCACUCACAUAGCUGCGUAAGAUCCUCGUAAAAAUUGCUAUCUGACAUGGAGUCGUUAAACAAAUUCCGAUAUUACGGCGUCUACUUAAUUUUGCUAAAGAUGCAAUUGUAAAAUGACUCUACUUCACCCCAAUCGUAAAGGCUACUUAUCUGUAAAGAAUUAAGUUGGUUGAUUUAAGUUAUGUGGAAGUAAUAGAUCAUUUAGGCUAUACCUAAAAGUGUCCUUUCAAAUGUAAGAUGACGCUUUAGUGUUGGUGUAAUUUCACUCUUGAUUUGACACUGAAGUCUAAAGUGAAGAAUUCCCAGCAUGUAUAAAAACGUCCGGACUGGUAAUGACAAUAUUUUUGGCUGCCUAUUAUGUGCCUUAUAUGAUGAGAAGCAUAAAGUGAAGUCAGUAGGUUGAGACUAGGCGUAGAGUGUUAAAUAAAGGUCGUAGUUAUCAUUGGUUUUAGUAAGUACGUUUUAAUAGUUGUAAAUAUUCCGUUUCUUUCAAGCUGAAACAGCAUUUCAAUUUUCGGUCAUACCAUAUCUGCAAAAUUUAUUAUGGUGGAUGGCUUAUCUGGCAAAUCAGUUAUCACUGUUAAUGCAGAACUGUUGGAAAGAAUACUGACGGAAAAGCAUACUUUAGCAGUUACUUCUUCCGCUGACAUAUAUCUUGGAUUUUGGAAUGACAGGAGAGUUAUCGUGAAACGUUUCCAUGAAAAUUGUUUGCAUUUGGCACGGAAAGAAUUAUCACUUAUCGGACAGAUUGAACAUGAAAAUAUCAUAAAGUUGUUGGCUGCUGGACCUGCAUUACCACAGAGUUGUUCUUUUCUAGUUCUUGAAUAUGCUGAGUAUCAGUCAUUACAGAAGGUGCUGUAUGACUUUCCUGAAGUUGAUUACAAUCUGCUGCAUGUUUUGAUUUGGAUUUUACAAAUUAGUCGGGCUUCAGACUACUUGCAUCGUCUAUGUUCCCCUCCAAUUGUACAUGCAGAUAUUAAGCCAUCAAAUAUUCUAGGCUUUGAUAAAUUGCGUUGUGUUAAAUUGGCUGAUUUCGCAUCGUCUAGAACUGUACAAUAUAAUGAACCCUCCGUAUACGGGACCUUAUGUUACAUGGCUCCGGAAUUAUGGACAGUCCGAACAGGGGAAGAUGUACCAUAUUCGGGGAAAUCAGACGUUUAUAGUUUAAUGAUCACAUUUUGGGAAUUCUUAGCUCGUCAGCCACCCUAUGAAGUUCUUAAAAGGCGAGAUGUAUCAGAUAAAUUUUGGUCUUCUAUUACUGAACGACCACCUCUGCUAGAUGGAUGUCCUGAAUUAAUAAACAGCAUUCUUCAAAGGUUUGGUGUGAUCCUCACACACAUCUGUUAAUCUAGACCAAUUUUAUUUGUAAAGCAUAUCUAUUGAAAAGUGAAAGCUUCACAACUGUCAAACAAUUAGGCAUGCUUUUAUCAAGGACAUUCAUGAGAGCUACAUGAAUAGUGUUGUGGUGAGAGCAGGCUGCUAGCCAAUUGGUAGACGUUAAUUUACGUCAAUGUCUAGGUCACUAAUAUUGGCCGUGAGAAAAUAUGAACAAGGCUGAUUCAACAACCAAUCACAGCAGACAUGGGCACGUGGGCAAAUAAGAUUCGCAAAUAUAUGGCUUAACUUUCCGAGAAACCAGAAACAACCAAUCAGAAGACUGUGUUUGUCUGCUUGAACAAGCUAUUAUAAUGUACAUGAAAUAUAUAUAUAAAUACGUGCUGAUUUCCGUAAUAAAAGGAUCUGUUGCCGGCCCUUGUCUUCUGUUGUUACAGUGUGACUUUUGAAGGUUUCAUAUAAGCACGUGGUUGGUCUGUAGAUCCUGGAU